CAUGAAUAACUUGUUUUUUUUCAUGAUGACUGAUAUAUCUAAUACUUGUCCACAUUUUAAAUUUCAGCUGAAUUGUUUGUUAAUGGGGAAAUUGUGCAAAGAUCACCAGAAAGGCAGAGGAGGGUGGAGCCACAGCCACAAAGAGCCCAGGACAGACCAAGGUACAAUGACAGAACCCGAUAUGUGCGCCGCAGAAAUCAGGGCCAACAGUAAACUUUUAACGUGGAAGAAUUGGUUGUAUAUACAUCGAGGGGCUAAACAAUCAUUUGAGCAUCUGGACUUAAAGAAGCCUGUACCCGUUUCUAGGAGUCUUGUUCUGUCAAAUGAACUCAAUUUUUAGGACUACUGCCACUAGUUGAACUUAACCAUGGAUAUAAUUAUGUCUUUGUGAUUGUCAUUCCAUACAUGUUUACUGAAACUGCAUGUGUUGGCAAUGCUAUUUCUGUAUGUCGGAAUCAUGAUCCUUGGGGAUUAUUGUUUAUAACAGAUCUUGAAUCCUUAUUUCUGUUAAUAAGUUGUUAAUUAUUCAUCGAAAAAAAAGUAGUUUCUUUA
Messenger RNA from Rubroshorea leprosula, 552 nucleotides. The record is from the annotation of a GenBank genome assembly. NCBI's taxonomy places the organism in Eukaryota, Viridiplantae, Streptophyta, Magnoliopsida, Malvales, Dipterocarpaceae.